Clonostachys solani is the source of this 1734-nucleotide messenger RNA. Lineage: Eukaryota; Fungi; Ascomycota; Sordariomycetes; Hypocreales; Bionectriaceae. The record is from the annotation of a GenBank genome assembly.
AUGGCGUCAAGUAGAACAUUUGCUGGGCCCUCGUCCCAAGCAUCUGCUUCCGCGCCUGUUAACGGUGGCUCCGCUAACGAUUCGGGUGAUCUUCCACCGCCGUAUCAAGCAAGGGGAGUCUCCUCAGAGUCUUUGCACGGGCACUCAUCCACAGACAUUCCACCACCGGACUAUGGUGAAUCGAAUUCUGGUUCUCACAGCAGAACAACAAGGGAAGCGGCGUCGGUUGCCAACACUCAGAGCUUAAACCUUGUUCCAGAGACUGCCUUGUACCUGCUAGGCAAGGGCGGACAUUCGAUAAGGAAACGUGUAAAGGAUGAUCGCACUGAUGUCUUGGACCCAUCUAUUUGGGAAUUCGAACUGGUUUGUCUGGUUUGCUUUGAGUAUGCACCUCAGUGCUGCUGCCUGUUGGGAUACCCUGUCAUCAGCGUCCAGCCUGACACUCUCCCCAACGCGAAGAUGCCGAACAAGACUUUUCCAUACCGCGCAGGUCUCGUUCAGGAGCUGGGUGGUCAGAACCCGGCGCAUAUGGCGUCAGUCGUUGCGCAUUCAUUAUGGCCUGUAAUCUGCCAAGGGAUGAUCCCUAUAUCUGACGAGAAACGACUUGUCGUGCUUCGUUCCAAAACUUUGGAUCAAGCUGUGGACCCUAAAGAUAUCCUUAGACUCAUGCGCAAACCCCCCAGUCGGUCAUCGGCACAAAAUUGCCCCUGUUGUGGCAAUCUUAUCUGCGAGAAGGUCAUCACGAGACACGGUCUUCGCAGGAACAAGGAGGCCUUGCGAGGAGCUACAAUAAGCACGUACACGAUCCGCGGAAGGUCUAUCUCUGCGGUGCGAUUGAUCAAUGGAAAGACUUGUUUUGAUCUCAAGGAGCUUGGCUUAAUCGACAUGGAUACGUCUGCCGAGGAGGACUUCCUAUUUUAUUGCUCCGUUCUUCCGACUUUUGGACUGACCAGCACAUCAACGAGGAUCAAAGACCCAUCUCUCCUUAACUGGGAUCAGAUGUUAGUGAGCCUUCUACAAGAAACCUUAUCGUGCGAGAGAGGGAAGCCAACUCGAUAUGAGCCGGUCACUGCAACUAGGUUUAGUUAUAGAGAUACAGUUCACGCCGUGCUUCGCGGCGAGAACUUCGGAAUCGGCCCCGGAUUUAUAGUACUAGAUUGGCCUCACCGUCCUCGAGCACCAUCAAAGCCGAUUGUGGAGAGCGGCUACAUCAUGGGACAUGUCAUGGGAAUUAACCAGCCUCGUCGCGCAGAAAAAGCUGGAUUCUUUUCUACAUUGAUUAGUGCACAACCUGUACUAGAUGACCUACCAGGCAGUACAAGGGAUGGGUGGAAAAAUCUAACGUUCGAUACCAGGGAGUCGCACACGCCGACAUUGAAGAAGGCAUCUGGCUUCACCAGCCAGAGAUCGCCCAUCGGUCUGUCAAAGCGGCCGAUCCCGGGCGUUGUGUGCUACCAGAGAUGCAAAGCGACAGAGAAGAACAAGAGAAUUCAAGCGCAUUUUGCAGGUUUCGCUCCCCCCGCGGAGGGUGAUGAGGAGACGACAGUAUAUCUCAUCGGCGACAAUGCGAUUAGAUGGUUGGUUGUGUCGCAAUUUGCCACUUCUCGCUCGCAGCCUCUCUAUUUCUCGAAUAAGUCACAUUGUCUUGGAUGUACUAUCGCCGAAGCUCCCCGUGGGAGUAUCAUCGCCGCUAGUUUACCGUCAGUCGCUUUGAGUGAAAGAGCUGGAUGUUGA